UGAAGUCCGCUUCCUAAAACAUCUCUUCUUUCACUGCAUCGCAUGAGAAGUAUGAUUUGACAUCAUUCGAUGAAAUCUGUUCAUCCCUGGAGAGAUGAUUUGUCCAAAUCUGCUUAGAUUUAAUUGUUAUUUAAUUGUGUUUGUGAAUUUGUUCAUGUCUGGUCUCAAAAAAGAAAGAAGGAAUGAAGGAAGGAAAGAAGGAGGGAAAGAAUGAAGGAAUAAGGGAGGAAGGAAGGAACAAGGACAAGGUGAGAAUCGAGUGUGUGAUCUGUGGUGAGAGAAUAGACAAAGUUUCUGAAUGUUAAACUUUUAAUAUCUGUCCUGUGUCUUGUGAUCUUUCACAGCUUUCUAAUCUGUAUGAUUUUACAUUGUUUGCAUACACAUCAGUCAGCCCUCUCGCUUUGUGGAUGUGGGCGGAGUCACUUUAGAAGAGGCCACGCCCAUAAUAAAUUAAAAUAGGGGUCUUGUGGGGGAAAAAAAGGAACCACUGAUCUGAACAACUGAGAUUAAAAAAGAAGAAGAAGAACUGUGUGUGAACGUGUCUGGAUUACUAACUGCAUGUUUAGUUACAGGAUUAGUCUCUAUAGGGCUUGUCAGAAACUGUCCUAUUGGACACUGAGCUGUAAAAAUGGCUGUAAUCAUUAGAGUUAAUAUCCAGGGAUUUUUGAGGUCAGGUUUUUAAAAAGAUCUGGAACUGUGUCACGGCAGUAACGAUGACCUUGUCCUGUCACUUUCUUCACCGUCCUGACAUCAGAGCCAUACGCAUAGCAGCUGUGUCUCCCCUCCCACCUAUAAAUGUGUCUUAUCCUACACCCCUCUCUCUCUCUCUCUCUCUCUCUCGCUCUCUCUCGCUCUCUCUCUCUCUCUGUGUCGUAUCGUGUUUCAUUGCUGUACUCGCGCUCUCACUGGGACGACUAACUACAGCUCCUGCCAUUCAUUAACAAAAUAACCCGAGGUGCAGAAACGCCUGUCUGGGUUUAAGGUCUGUCUCUUUAUUCCUCCCUUUUUCUUUUACCACCUCCUUCUUGUUUAUAUCCCUCACCUCCCCCACUCCAUCUUUACCUGCUGUUCGUUUUUGUUUGUUUUUUUUUCCAAAGCAUUUUCUCUUUCUUUCUGCCUCCUCUUUCUCUUUCAUUUUCUCUCUCUCCGAGUCUGGUGUGCUGGAGGAUUAGAAUUGCAGUGGGGGCUGGUUGAGUUGACCAGAGCUGAAAAAACGCUGGUUUCAGCAGGCUGCCAUGCGGCAUGAAUGGACAGAGAGAGUGAGAGAGAGAGAGAGAGAGAGAGAGAGAGGCAGACUGAGAGCUCAGCUUUGUUCUCACUAAUCGGCAGCAGUGAGCCCCGGCGCUGCCUCUGAGAGGUUAAAUAAAUGAGGCUUUUACGAUAACGCACGCAACGAGACCGGUUCAUCAUGCCCUCUAGACAGACUGGAUCACUGCAGCUCCAUCUGCUUUAGCAUCGAGGAAUCCCUGGCACUCCGCUCUACGCUAGCAUGCGUAUCAGACAGAGAUGACGACGGGACAGUAGCGGCUUCGGACUCGCCAGGAACACAAUCGCCCAAGGAUCGUUACAGGACGUUUCUUCUGCGUGACGGAGUAACCUGUAUUUGGGAUUAUUUAAUCCGUGUGGACGUGGAUGCCCAAGGGGACAGGGGUGGGGGGGUCGCGUUUUUUCCCAAGCACCUAUGAGGUCGGAGCGAAUGAGCCGCGUGUGUAUCGUCGUCCUGGAGGAGGUGGAGGAAGACGAACCCUCCUCUCUGCAUUCCAAAACAGCGCAGGACCACGUUUCCCAGCAUUCACCUCCCGAAGCCGACGCUCAGGAAGAAGAGAAGCCUUCGUUGUUGAAAGCCAUCUUUAAUGUGGAUCCAGACGAAGUUCGAGCGCUCAUAUUCAAAAAGGAAGAUGUCAACGUCCAGGAUAGUGAGAAGAGGACUCCCCUCCACGCCGCAGCCUACUUGGGUGACGCUGAGAUCAUCGAGCUUCUCAUUCUGUCAGGAGCGAGAGUAAAUGCCAAAGAUAAUAAGUGGCUGACCCCUCUUCAUCGUGCUGUUGCCUCCUGCAGUGAGGAGGCAGUUCAGGUACUGCUGAAACACUCGGCUGACGUGAAUGCUCGGGAUAAGAACUGGCAGACUCCACUGCACGUGGCGGCGUCUAACAAAGCGGUGCGCUGUGCCGAGGCUCUUGUCCCCCUGCUCAGCAACGUGAACGUGUCGGACCGCGCUGGACGCACCCCUCUGCAUCACGCUGCCUUCAGUGGACACCUCGAGAUGGUGAAGCUUUUACUGUCCAGAGGAGCCAGCAUCAAUGCGUUUGAUAAGAAGGACAGGAGAGCUAUCCACUGGGCUGCGUAUAUGGGUCAUAUGGAGGUGGUGCGCAUGUUGGUGUCUCAUGGAGCUGAGGUGGUGUGUAAGGACAAGAAGGGCUACACGCCGCUCCACGCUGCAGCUUCUAGUGGAAUGAUCGGCGUGGUGAAAUAUCUGCUGGACCUGGGCGUCGAGAUCAAUGAACCGAACGCUUUCGGAAACACCCCCCUGCACGUGGCGUGCUACAACGGUCAGGAUGUGGUAGUGAACGAGUUAAUUGAAUCCGGUGCUAACGUCAACCAGGUGAACGAGAAGGGCUUCGCACCGCUGCACUUUACCGCUGCCUCUCGCCAGGGGGCGCUGUGCCUGGAACUGCUAGUGGGAAACGGAGCAGAUGUCAACAUCAAGAGCAAAGAUGGGAAGACGCCCCUCCACAUGGCCGCCAUUCACGGCAGGUUCUCCAGAUCUCAGGCUGUCAUACAGAACGGAGCCGAGAUUGACUCUGAAGAUAAGAACGGAAACUCGCCUCUGCACAUAGCAGCUCGAUACGGCCACGAGCUCCUCAUCAACACCCUUAUCAGCAACGGCGCUGACGUAGCCAAGCGGGGCAUCCAUGGCAUGUUCCCUCUUCACCUUGCGGCACUAAGUGGCUUCUCUGACUGUUGCCGGAAACUUCUCUCCUCUGGUUUUGACAUCGACGCCCCGGACAACUUCGGCAGGACGUGUUUACAUGCGGCCGCAGCAGGAGGAAACCUCGACUGUUUAAAUCUAUUGCUCAACGCUGGAGCUGACUUCAACAGGAAGGACAAAUUCGGAAGAACACCACUGCACUAUGCGGCAGCUAACUGUAAUUAUCAGUGCCUGUUUGCACUAGUGGGCUCAGGGGCUAGUGUGAACGACACAGACAUGAGAGGCUGCAGUCCUCUGCACUACACUGCUGCCUCAGACACAGACGCCAAGUGUUUGGAGUAUUUAUUGCGUAACGAUGCAAAUCCAGGGAUCAGAGAUAAACAGGGCUAUAAUGCAGUGCACUACGCCUCAGCCUACGGUCACCGCCUCUGCCUCGAACUGAUUGCCAGUGAAACUCCUUUGGAUGUGCUUAUGGAGACAUCUGGGACUGAUAUCCUGAAUGACACAGACAGCCAGGCUCCCAUCAGCCCUUUGCACUUAGCAGCCUACCACGGUCACCACAAUGCUCUGGAGGUGCUGGUUCAGUCCCUGUUGGACCUGGAUGUGCGGACAGUGCAGGGACACACACCUCUAGACCUGGCUGCCUUUAAAGGCCACGUGGAGUGCGUGGAUGUGCUCAUCAACCAGGGAGCCUCCAUCCUGCUUAAGGACUACACACACAAAAGAACACCCAUCCAUGCUGCAGCUAUGAACGGUCACUCCGAAUGUCUCCGUCUCCUCAUCAGCAACGCUGGCCAGCCCUCAGCUGUCGAUGUCCACGACGGGAACGGACAAACUCCACUGAUGCUGGCGGUGCUGAACGGACACACGGAUUGCGUCUACUUCCUGAUCAGCAAAGGAGCCAACGUGGGAGCCAGAGACAAGUGGGGCAGGACGGCUCUUCACCGCGGGGCGGUGACAGGGCAUGAGGCGUGUGUGGAGGCGCUGUUACAACAUGGGGCCAGUGUGUGUGUUCGGGACAGUAGAGGGCGCACAGCCAUGCACCUUGCAGCAGCGUGCGGUCACAUUGCAGUGCUGGGGUCUCUGCUGCAGGCUGCACACUCCCAAAACAUCAUGCCGGUCAUCAUGGACCGCUGUGGAUACACCCCACUCCACUGGGCCUGCUACAACGGACACGAUACGUGUGUGGAGGCUCUGUUAGAGCAGGAGGCGUUCCACAGGAUGGAGGGCAACUCCUUCAGUCCGCUUCACUGUGCCGUGAUCAGUGAUAAUGAAGGUUCCGCCGAGCUGCUGAUUGACACACUCGGUCCUGCCAUCGUUAACGCUACAGACUCCAAAUCCAGGACGCCUCUGCACGCUGCAGCCUACACUGACCAUGUGGAAUGUCUCCAGCUACUGCUCGGUCACAACGCCCAGGUGAACGCUAUCGACGCUCUGGGUAAAACACCCCUCAUGAUGGCAGCUGAGAACGGCCAGACUAACGCCGUGGAGGUGCUCGUGAGUAAAGCGAGAGCAGACCUCACGCUUCAAGAUGCAAACAAGAACACAGCCCUACACUUAGCCUGCAGCAAGGGGCAUGAAACCAGUGCCUUGUUAAUACUGGAGAAGGUCACAGACAGGAACCUCAUCAACGCCACAAACUCAGCUCUACAGACGCCACUGCAUGUCGCUGCCCGUAACGGACUCGCGGUCGUGGUGCAGGAGCUGCUGGGCAAAGGAGCGAGUGUCCUGGCUGUGGAUGAAAACGGUUACACUCCAGCUUUAGCCUGCGCCCCGAAUAAAGACGUGGCCGACUGCCUGGCGCUGAUCCUGGCCACCAUGUUGCCUGUGUCCCCUGCCAGCACCGGUACCGUCUCCGGCCUCACCUUCAGCGCCAUAAACCACUACUGUAGCCCUUCCAAAGCUGUGACCUUUGACCCUUUACCCAGCCUGCGCUCCGGGCAUCCGUCUUACUGCAGCUUCAACAGCCUGGGACGUGAAGAUGGCCUCGUCGUUCACGAUGAAGAAUUUAACGACUCGGAUUCAGAGACUUACUGAGGAGUCCGGUUCAUCUCCGUGCUGAGGAUCGUUCGGUACCCGAGUGCCUGGGAGUCGCUUCUGAAGACGCGAACGCUGUCGAUGAUCACAUUAAAGUGGAUUUAGCGCUGUUUCCUUGCUGUGGAAUGAGAAAUGUUACGCUGCAAUCUGAAUGCAAGACCUGAAUUAUUUUGCGUGAAACGCUUUGAACUUUCAAUUUUAUAAAAUCAGGUGCAGGAAAUCUGCCGGCACCGUCCAUUUCAAAUUUGCGUACUUUUCUAAACUCUACUCUAUGAAGCUUUUUUAGAAAUCUGAACUUCAAUGAUAAACCUGCAUGUCUUUUAUUCUCUUGAAUUUCAUGAGCUGUAGAAGAACAAUCUGAAUCCGAACCUCAUGUUUAAGGGUGAACGAGUGACCAUGUGUCAUUCUAAACGAAGCGUAUAUAUAACCAUUUUCUAAAAAGUGUUCAGUAUUUCAGUGUGAAAAAUAUUUAUCCCUGCCUUUAAAACAGCACCAGUGUAAUAAGGUAAAUGUUGUACCAGUUUAAAUGCGAUGGAUGCGGACAGGUUAAUGGUGGCGCGUCGUUUCACUGGUUAAGGUUAGGUAGGUAGGUUUUCUAAGGCUUCUGUGUUUACCUUUGCCUGCAAGAUGUUACAGAUUCAUAGAGUAAACACUUUAAGUGUGCUUCAUUUAGAAUGACGAAAAAUUAAGCUGUACCUCCGCGUGAAACUCAAUUUCGUCAAUUUCUAAUGUAUUAAAUUUUCUAACUGGACGAUCUUAAUUCCAGACCUACAUCAGUGGCUCUGGGAAAUUUAUGUCUCUGAAAAUGAUUCAAAAGUCUGAAUUUUUCCACUGGGUUGUGCCACCAAACAUGAAUGAGAAUUUUCUACACCUGAUUAUUAUAAAAUACGAUAACAAAAAAUUCAGAUUGUACUUACAUGUUUCUCAUUCCAUACCUUACAAGCCACAGCGCUACUGGGAAUAAUGGAGUUGUACCAUUUUAUGUGGGGUGUCACUCCACUGUCCCUCUCUUAUACAUCUCAGGAGUGUUUAGAGCAGGAGAGAAGAGAGAGAAACCGGGACGUGGUUGAGCGUUCACACUACAAAACGAUCCGGAUUCUGUUUCCCCACACUCAUCGUUGGUUUGGUUCUGUAUCUCAACAUCCUUUCAAUACACUUCUGUUCAUCCUGAUGCAUUUAAUUUCCCAUGAAACCUUUCCCAGGAACCUCAAAGCCUCAAAACAACAAUAAUGACUACUGUGGAAGUUUCUGGACACGUCCUCUCUGGCGGUAAGAGAAGAAAUCAUGAAUGUGCAACCAAGGGAACAAGUUACUCAUUUUAAAGCAUGGUUACUAUUUUUUUUUUUUGUUUGUUUGUUUCUUUUACUUUUAGCUGAAGUUAAUUUAUUAUUAACUACGAGACUCGGACAUUACAGACUGCCGUGAAUGUUAAGCGCAAACCUCCGGAAACCGAUUAACCAAGACAGACAGAUUUCUACCCCGGAGCGUCGUUAAUUAAAAGGGCAUUCUGACGCAUUUCUUACCCACGAGUCUGAGACCAGCUAUAGACGUGACAGGGUUUACACACACCGAGUGCUGGUUUUUGGCGAAUCGCAACAUUUGUUAUAGAGAAACGAAGUGCGUUUAUGUGUGUGCUUGUGUGUGUGAUUGUAUGUGUUUCAACAAAAAAAAGUAACCUUUUAUAAAGGGUAAGUCUGGCCA
Hemibagrus wyckioides is the source of this 6667-nucleotide messenger RNA. RefSeq names its product serine/threonine-protein phosphatase 6 regulatory ankyrin repeat subunit A (gene ankrd28a). The record is from RefSeq and is a predicted model, not a curated record. The transcript has 28 exons. NCBI's taxonomy places the organism in Eukaryota, Metazoa, Chordata, Actinopteri, Siluriformes, Bagridae. Gene Ontology annotation, cellular component: nucleus; cytoplasm. The coding region runs from base 1682 to 4966 and encodes 1094 amino acids. Gene Ontology annotation, molecular function: protein binding.